Lottia gigantea (owl limpet) is the source of this 2877-nucleotide messenger RNA. RefSeq lists its product as hypothetical. The transcript has 2 exons. Gene Ontology annotation, biological process: homophilic cell-cell adhesion. The coding region runs from base 1 to 2877 and encodes 958 amino acids. Gene Ontology annotation, molecular function: calcium ion binding. Lineage: Eukaryota; Metazoa; Mollusca; Gastropoda; Lottiidae. The record is from RefSeq and is a predicted model, not a curated record. Gene Ontology annotation, cellular component: plasma membrane.
AUGGAUCAUAGUAGCAGUUGUGUGUGUCGUUUUGGAUUUAUACUUGCCAUUGUGUCUUUAAUAGUCCAAAGUGCUGAUCUAAAUUAUAGAAUCCCAGAGGAAUUGGCCGUGGACACGUUUAUUGGAGAUAUCCUCAGUGAAACGGAUAAUCUAAAAAGUGCAGUCAGUGUAGAAGACUAUCCAAAUUUAAGGUUUAGUUUUCUGACCGAGGGGAAUGCUGUAACGUCGUUGUUUUCGCUGGAUGAAAAAACCGGAGUUUUAAAGAUCGGACCAAAUUCAACAUUAGAUCGAGAAACCUUGUGUCCUUUUGCAAUCAUUUGUGAGAUUUCGUUGGAAAUCGUAGUCCAGUCAAAUCGUAAUCAGCUGUUUCGAAAAGUAUCAGUAACCAUAACUCUUGACGACAUUAAUGACAAUCCACCAAUAUUCAACAAGGAUACUUUAACGUUAGACGUAUCGGAAGCUGUUCUGGUCGGAGCGUCAAUCCCGAUUGACGGAGCAUCCGAUCGCGACAGAGGACAAAAUAAUUCUUUACAAACGUACGAAGUCGUGCCUAAGGAUGGAGCUUUUGGAGUAUCGUUUCGUAAAAAUCCAGACGGAACGUCGUAUUUGAAUUUAGUCGUGAAAAAAGAGCUGGACCAUGAAACGAAAAGCCAAUACUCUUUGCAAAUCGUGGCUAAAGACGGUGGAUCACCUCCGCUACAGGGUGUCCUUAAUGUCAUCGUAACCGUAACGGACGUUAAUGAUAAUCUACCAAAAUUUUCUAAGGAGAAAUACAGUGUAAAUGUGGACGAAAACGUACCAGCAAAUUCCGUAAUCGUAAAUAUUCACGCAACGGACAAAGACUCGGGUGAAAAUGGCGAAUUAUCUUAUAAACUGAGCUCACAUCAAAACGAGAAAGUGAAAAAUUUAUUUCAAAUUGACCCGACCACUGGAAACUUAACGGUCAAGGGAGAUUUACAAAAGGAAGCUACGGACCAAUAUAAUGUUAUUGUUGAAGCGACCGAUCAUGCGUUACAACCCUUUACAAGUCAAACGGUCGUUACGAUCAACGUACGUGAUGUUAUCAAUAGUCCACCGAAAUUAACUGUCAAUGUGUUGUCAGGGUCAACAAUCUCUGAAUAUGCAAAUCUGAACGCUGUUGUCGCACACGUAGCUGUGAAAGAGUCGGAUCGUGGUCGGAACGGUAUUGUUACGUGUCAGCUACAAAGCACAGCAUACUUCGAACUCCAAGGCUUUGAUGUGGAUGAAUACAAGAUUAUCGUUGCUAAGAAACUGGAUUCGGAGGUAACACAGAAACAAAAUAUCACAAUUUUCUGUCAAGAUGCCGGAACUCCGCCAUUAACCGCCAACUAUUCCUUCUCGCUGACGAUUAUCGACGAAAAUGACAAUUUUCCAGCUUUUAUGACCACCAAAUACUCUGCAACAAUUUCAGAAAAUAAUGCUGCGGGCAAAAGCCUUCUGAGUGUCUACGCCACAGACUUGGAUUCUGGAUCCAAUGGACGGGUGCAUUACGAAUUGGCAGACGAUGCUUCUGGAAAAUUCAGGAUUAUUCAAGAAAAUGGCACCAUUUCUGCUGCCGUGUCGUUUGAUUUUGAAUCGAGUCAAUAUGAGAAUUUCUCCGUUUUGGCCAUUGAUGAAGGAAAACCUGCUAAAACAGCUACAGCGACAGUUUCAGUAAGAAUCCUGGACGAAAAUGAUGUUGCUCCCGAAUUUUCGAAAAAUCCAUUCAAAGUGUCUGUGUCGGAAGCAGCAAGGCCUGGAGAGAUCGUAUCUAAAAUAGUAGCCGUGGAUAACGAGUCAGGAAAGAAUGGGGUCAUUGUGUACUCGCUAUUUGAACAGUCGAAUGAAAUACCUUUUAUUUUAUUGGAGAACGGUUCACUUAUUUUAGAUCGGGAGCUUGAUUACGAAAGAAGGUCACGCUAUGAAUUUGAAGUAGUGGCUACUGAUAAAGGAACGCCUCCACUAGAAACCAAGGGUCGUAUAGUCGUCGAAGUAGAAGAUGAAAACGAUAAUGUCCCUAUUAUAACUUUCCCCAAAGUCUCCAACUAUAUCGUCAACACAAGCUUAUCUGAUCCUAAGGGGACCAUCAUCUCGCGGAUUCGCGUCGAUGAUUUAGACUCGGGGCUAAAUGGCGAGAUUCAUUACGUCAUCACCAGCCGUAACGACAGCGGGAGAUUCGGAAUUGAUGCAGAGAAAGGCGAGUUGUUUCUGACCAGAGAACUUCAUGAAAAGGAUGUAAAUUUAUUCCGAUUGGUUAUCAGUGCCAAAGAUAAGGGUAGUCCCCCUUUGGCACAACACGUGACCCUAUUCGUGAAGGUCACUAAAGGAAAUGGAACAUCUGCUGCCUACCAAGAAACAUCGAACGAAAAGAAUAUUUUGAUAACCCUAACGAUUGUUUGUGUGACUAUUGUCAUCUCGGCCAUCAUUGUUCUAAUCAUCGUUAUCAUCAGACACAGAGACAGAAAACGACAAACUGUUGGCAGACGACAAAUGAACAGUAAUGGCGACCCGAGUAAAUAUGACGACAUUAAAAAAACUAACGUCAUGAAUGACAUGAAAUCCAAGAUGGCGGACGACACUGAUUUUGGUUUCCAUGCAGUGAUGACUGAUAAAGGUUCUACUUUUACAUAUAGCAUUAGGUUGCUGUCGCUCUCUCCCAUAUUGAAGCACCAGAGAGUAGAGAGUAAACUAUCUCCUUAUAAAUUACAGGUACCCAAUACAUGGUUAAAACCAGGUUCCGUACCAGAUGAUACUAAUAGUGUAGCGUCAGGAGAAACAACUACUAGUGACAGUGGCCGUGGAGGCAGUGAGGAGGAUAUCUAUAGUCAUAAUGGAACUCAUAAUUUCGGUAAGCAAUGGUUUCGAAUCUUGAUCUAA